This is a messenger RNA of Papilio polytes (common Mormon), 2156 nucleotides long. It is a transcript of the gene Rrp1, whose product is annotated as recombination repair protein 1. Gene Ontology annotation, molecular function: DNA-(apurinic or apyrimidinic site) endonuclease activity; endonuclease activity; phosphoric diester hydrolase activity. Gene Ontology annotation, cellular component: nucleus. Bases 119 to 2062 code for a protein of 647 amino acids. Gene Ontology annotation, biological process: base-excision repair. The transcript is spliced from 6 exons. The record is from RefSeq and is a predicted model, not a curated record. Lineage: Eukaryota; Metazoa; Arthropoda; Insecta; Lepidoptera; Papilionidae.
GACGCUUGUCAUUGUCAUUUUACCGGAAACUUCGUUCGCCACCCAUUUUUGAAGACGCGUUAGCUGUGAGCGUAUGUUUAAAAUUAAGUGAAUUCAUCAUAAGUUUUAGUUUGUUAAAAUGGCGCCAAGAUCUGCUAAAGGCAAGAAAGCUGCAGAUGUUAAGGUUGCAGAUACUGCUCCAGCAAAGAAAGGUCGCAAAGGGAAACAAGUAGCUGAGCCAGAACCAACUGAGGCUGAGGAUGUAAAGGCAACGGUUGUAGAAAAAAAGACAAAACGUGGGAAGAAAGCAACUGAAGAAAUAAACGGUGACAAUGAAGAGGCAUAUCCUCCAUCUAAAAAGAGCAAAAAGAAGAUUUCAGAAGAAAAGGCAGAUGAGCAGUCAAAUGGUGACAAUUCAUCUCCUGAAGAGGAACAAAAUCCAGAUGAACAAAGUGAACCUGGAGAUGAUGAUGAAACAAACGGACAUACAGAAGAGGCAAAACCUGCAGGUGGGAGGGGACGUAAGAAACAAACCAAAAAGGAAACUGUACCAGAAAGUAAACCUAAGGAAACAGGAAGGGGGAGGAAAAAUGCAAAACAAGAGGUUCAAGAGGAUGCAGCGGAAAAACCAGAAGUUGCAGAAGAAAAGCCAAAGCCCAGUGGAAGAGGUAGGGGCAAAAAGGCUCAGGCAAAGCCAAGCAAUGAUUUAGAAGAUGAAGAUAAAGCUGAAACUGUGGAAGAGGCGGUCAAACCAGAGCCGCCUGCAAAAGGUAAAAAGAAGCAGACAAAGGGAAGCAAAGAGAAAAUAGAGACUGAUACUGCACUAUCAGAUCAGGAAAUGGAAGAAGAGGACAUUGUAGAAGAAGAACCGAAAAAGAAAGAAACCAAAGGUCGGAAAAACCAGGGUAAAAAAGCACAGCCUAAGGAACAAGAGGACAAGGUUGAGGAUGUAGCAGAAGAAACACAGACAACUAAGAAACGUCGAGGAGCUAAAAAAGACGACAAGAGUAAAGAUUCCAAAGAAGAGGAAGAAGUAGAAGAAAAAGCUCCAGAAGCUAAACCAGCUAAAGGUAAAAGAGGUGCAAAAAAUGCGGCCACGAAGGCGGCUGAAGCAGAACAAGAUAUACAAGACACUGGUGAAUCCAACAAUAAACGGCGGCGUAAGGCCGCUGACGAUAAGGCCGGAGCAGAAGAAGGCAAAAAGAAAGCGCCAGCUAAAAACAAAACAGCCACAAAUUACGAAGACAUAGACUUUUCCAGUGCUUCCAAAACAAGUCAAGGUAAAGAUUGGAAUUUCAAAAUUUCCAGUUGGAAUGUUGACGGCAUUCGAGCGUGGAUGGACAAAGGUGGUUUAGAAUAUAUACAGCACGAGAAGCCAGAUAUACUGUGUCUUCAAGAGAUAAAAUGUUCGAAAGAGAAGUUGCCGGAGUCUAUCAAAAACGUACCCGGGUAUCAUGCGUACUGGUUAUGCAGCGAACAAGACGGCUACGCAGGCGUAGGUAUUUAUACAACAAAACUGGCAAUGAACGUACAAUAUGGGCUACAAGAUGAGGAUUUAGACAGCGAAGGUCGCAUCAUAACCGCAGAAUACGAGCAGUUCUAUUUAAUAUGUACGUACGUUCCCAACGCCGGUCGAAAGCUGGUAACUUUACCGAAAAGGCUUAAAUGGAACGAUGAAUUCAGGAAACACGUUAAGUCACUAGAUAAGAAAAAACCUGUAAUUAUAUGCGGUGAUAUGAACGUUUCGCACAAUGAAAUAGAUCUUGCGAACCCUAAAACAAACAGAAAGAACGCUGGCUUCACGGACGAGGAGCGCGCGGGCAUGAGUGACUUGCUGGGUGACGGGUUCGUAGACACGUUUCGGCUGUUAUACCCGGACAAGACGAGCGCGUACACAUUCUGGACUUACAUGUUCAACUGUCGAGCUAAAAAUGUUGGAUGGCGUUUGGACUAUUUCAUCAUGUCGGAGAGAUUAGUGACAUCAGUUUGUGACAGCAUUAUUAGAGACUCAGUGUAUGGAAGUGACCACUGCCCUGUUACCUUACUCCUACAUCUGACCAGCGCAGACAAGCCUAAAGAAUAAAUUGGACUUUUUAAAACCACUGGACUGAGCAAUUUCGAAAUUGAUAUUUUUUAUGUUUCUUGCGCCUAUAAGAAAUAAAAGACUUUGGUACAAA